AUGCGUUCCCUUCAAUUACUCUUCGCGGCCGCUGUGGCGCUUCCAGCAGUCUUAGCAGCUGCUCUCCCCUCAGUUUCUGCACUCGCUCUCAAUACCCCAUUCAAGACCAACAAACAAUGGAUACAGGACUCCACAGGCAAGAACUUCACCUAUGUUGGUGUCAAUUGGCCAGGUGCCGCCGACGUGAUGAUCCCGGAGGGUCUGCAGUACGCUUCAAUUGAAUCGAUAGUGUCCAAGAUCAAGAGCCUCAAGAUGAACGUCGUGCGACUGACCUUCGCAAUCGAAAUGAUUGAUAACAUCAAGGACAACGGGGGCGAUGUUACUAUCCAGAAUGCGUUCAAUAAGGCUCUCGGGACAACGAAUGGACCGAAGGUAUACCAGCAGGUUCUUGAGAACAACCCGCAAUUCAACGAGAAAACGACCAGAAUCCAGGUUUUCGAUGCUGUCGCGGCCGAGUUGAACAAGCAAGGCAUCUACGUCCAUUUGGACAAUCAUAUGUCGAAGGGUGCAUGGUGCUGCGGUAGUGGAGACGGAAACACCUGGUUCGGAGACACCUACUUCAACGUCAACAACUGGAAGCGGGGUUUACAGUACAUGGCGGAUCAUGGCAAGUCAUGGCCAAACCUCAUAUCCAUUGGUCUUCGCAACGAACUUCGAAGCGGAGCCACGAAUGGUCUUCCGUACAAUUGGGCGACCUGGUACGACCAAGUGAUCCCAGCCGCCGACCUCGUGAACCAAGCCAACCCAAACAUCCUCAUCUUUCUCUCUGGUCUUGACUACGACACCAAAUUGGAGCCCAUCGCGACCGGCGCAGAUCUGGGCAGCGGCAAGAAGUUCUUGCUGACGAACUUCAAAUACGCCAACAAACUGGUCCUCGAGCUGCACAACUACCAGAAUGAUGCCACAGAUUGUGGAAGCAUGGAGAGCGGCCUGUGGAACAAUGGUUUCAGAGCCACAGGCACGAUUGCCGCAAAUAUAAUGCCUGUAGUGCUCACUGAAUUUGGGUUCUCGCAGGCGGGCACCGACUACACCAAGACGUACGCGACGUGCAUUAAGAAAUUGAUGCCACAAUGGAAGACAGGAUGGAUCGUAUGGGUACUCUCCGGAAGCUAUUAUAUUCGAUCUGGCACACAAGAUUACGAGGAGACUUGGGGAUUGCUCAAUCACAAUUGGUCCGGUUGGCGAAACACAGCCGCGAUAAGUGCGCUCCAGGGAAUGAUUGACGCGUCUUUGAAGGGAUGA
Molecule: messenger RNA, 1242 nt
Organism: Didymosphaeria variabile
Lineage: Eukaryota; Fungi; Ascomycota; Dothideomycetes; Pleosporales; Didymosphaeriaceae
Exons: 3
Coding region: 1-1242 (413 amino acids)
Molecular function (GO): hydrolase activity, hydrolyzing O-glycosyl compounds
Source: RefSeq, a predicted model, not a curated record